Cheilinus undulatus (humphead wrasse) is the source of this 2095-nucleotide messenger RNA. RefSeq names its product v-akt murine thymoma viral oncogene homolog 3a (gene akt3a). Bases 603 to 2042 code for a protein of 479 amino acids. The record is from RefSeq and is a predicted model, not a curated record. Gene Ontology annotation, molecular function: protein serine/threonine kinase activity; ATP binding. Gene Ontology annotation, biological process: protein phosphorylation. NCBI's taxonomy places the organism in Eukaryota, Metazoa, Chordata, Actinopteri, Labriformes, Labridae. The transcript has 14 exons.
GUAUCUUGUCGGAAAUCCGUUUGAUGGAACUGUAAACGGUUGUUACCUCCCCGUGCUUUUACGGUGACAACGACGGUUGGCCGGCGGUUUAGCUUAGCAUAGCUUGAAUGUCAGCGUAGCUUUACGUUUACUCACUCAGAAGGUAGGAAAAUGAACCCGAGCGGUUUAUGAACAGCAGGUGCACGGGGAUACCACAGCACCUGCCGCCUCAGGCUGAGUCACUGCUGGUGAGGAGAAAGGUCUGGAGAGGGAACAAGAGAGGAGGUGGUGGAGGAGGAGGAGGGGGUAGAAGACGAAGAAAAAAGGGAGGGAGCGCAGGGAGAUAAGCAACAACAGGAAGCAAAAGGACACACGCGCUUACACAUCCAGGCUGUGUUUGUGUGUCUGAGAGGGAGACUGCGCGAACCAGAGGGUGAACGGGAAAGGAAGGAAGGGAGGGAGAGUGACGCUGAGGCUGGGAGAGCCGGCCCCCCCUCCUCCUCCUCUCCUCUCCUCUCCUCCUCUCCCUCUCUUUCUCUCCUCUCCUCCUCUCCUCCCCUCCUCCCUCUCUCGCUCUCUGUGGAGCAGGCGUGUAGCGGCAUCAGACUCGGCGUGAAGGAACCAUGAGCGAUGUCACCAUCGUUAGAGAGGGAUGGCUCCAGAAACGGGGUGAAUACAUAAAGAACUGGCGGCCGCGUUACUUCCUGCUGAAGACAGACGGCUCUUUCAUUGGCUACAAAGAAAAACCUCAGGAUGCCGACCUGCCCUACCCCCUAAAUAACUUCUCAGUAGCAAAAUGCCAGCUGAUGAAGACAGAGAGGCCAAAGCCAAACACCUUCAUCAUACGCUGCCUCCAGUGGACCACUGUCAUCGAGAGAACCUUCCAUGUGGACUCACCUGACGAGAGAGAUGAGUGGACGGAGGCCAUCCAGAUGGUGGCUGACAAGCUGCAGAGACAGGAGGAGGAACGGAUCCAGUGCAGCCCCACCUCCAACAUCGACAACAUGGUCGAAGAGGAGAUGGACAUCUCCACCACACACCACAAACGCAAGACAAUGAGUGACUUUGAUUACCUUAAGCUGCUUGGAAAGGGGACCUUCGGCAAAGUUAUUCUCGUCCGAGAAAAGGCAAGCGGGAAAUAUUACGCCAUGAAAAUCCUCAAAAAGGAAGUCAUCAUAGCCAAGGAUGAAGUGGCUCAUACACUCACAGAGAGCAGAGUGCUUAAAAACACCAGACACCCCUUUCUCACUUCAUUGAAAUAUUCAUUCCAGACUAAAGACCGCCUCUGUUUCGUCAUGGAGUAUGUGAAUGGAGGAGAGCUGUUUUUCCAUUUGUCCAGAGAGCGAGUGUUCUCAGAGGAGCGCACGCGCUUCUACGGCGCCGAGAUCGUCUCGGCUCUCGACUACCUGCAUUCAGCCAAGAUUGUGUACCGGGACCUCAAGUUGGAAAACCUGAUGCUGGACAAAGACGGCCACAUCAAGAUCACAGACUUUGGCCUUUGCAAAGAGGGCAUCACAGACGCUGCUACCAUGAAGACUUUCUGUGGCACGCCAGAGUACCUAGCACCUGAGGUCCUGGAGGACAAUGACUACGGACGGGCAGUGGACUGGUGGGGUUUGGGUGUGGUGACAUAUGAGAUGAUGUGUGGUCGGCUACCGUUCUACAACCAGGACCAUGAGAAGCUGUUCGAGCUCAUCCUCAUGGAGGACAUCAAGUUCCCGCGUACCCUGUCAGCCGAUGCCAAAUCCCUGCUGUCGGGCCUGCUCAUCAAAGACCCCAACAAACGGCUUGGUGGAGGACCAGAUGACGCGAAAGAAAUAAUGAGACACAGUUUCUUUUCUGGUGUUGACUGGCAGGAUGUCUAUGAUAAGAAGAUGGUCCCUCCCUUCAAGCCUCAGGUGACGUCGGAGACCGACACCAGGUACUUUGAUGAGGAGUUCACAGCCCAGACCAUCACUAUCACUCCACCAGAGAAAUUUGACGAGGACGGUAUGGACUGUCUGGACAACGAGAGAAGGCCGCACUUCCCUCAGUUCUCCUACUCCGCCAGUGGGCGGGAAUGAACUGUCCAUCAUGUUGACAUCAUCACAGCUGGUCUCUGAGGUCAUCAGUGUGG